Messenger RNA from Pseudo-nitzschia multistriata, 4329 nucleotides. The record is from the annotation of a GenBank genome assembly. NCBI's taxonomy places the organism in Eukaryota, Bacillariophyta, Bacillariophyceae, Bacillariales, Bacillariaceae.
GACACCGGCCACAAUUUUGCUCCUAAGRACCACUUACCGCGUGGGAAUCCUGCCACACAAUACUGUCCAUCCAACAGAACUCUGCACAAUACAGAGGCCACAACGCCAAACGACGAAUUCGCCAUGGCAGUAACGAAACGCGGUGGAAAGGACACCGCAUCGUCGUCCGAUGGCCCGGGAACAGCCCUGGCUUCUUCGUCCCCCAAAUCCAGGCGCCACGAUGCCACCACACWGGAAUCGAAUCGGAUACCCAAGUCCCAGUCGCCRUSCAACAGCAGUGGCAACGACAUCGAACACGGCGUUCCCACGCGACAAARCAAAAGYGGCAACAGCGACCACCAGACCUACCUCUCCGCCAGGGAGAAGGCUGAUUUCAAUGCCCGCCUCGAGGAACGGCGGAGACAGCGGCGGGACCACCGUACGAGGCGAAGGCAGCGGCAGGAACUACACCGCGUUGCCCUGGGGAUUGGUCCGAGGGGCGGGAGCGUCUACUACCGGUCCAAGUCCUUUUGCGUCGUCUCGUGUAUCUUUGUUUGCAUCUUGUGCGGCUGGCUAUUCACAUUUUUGUACCUGGCGGCGGAAUUGGACCUUCAGGGCGAUGGGCAGCGGAGGGUGGUGGCCUCRCCGAUGCAGCUCAUGAGAAAGAACAAGGGCAAAAUMUUUGGCAGCAUCAAGGAGGCCAUCCGGGACCUCCCGAUCACCAAGCGCUUUCAGAAUCGGAGAGGCGGCGACGACGAGAACUACCAGCUUCUGAAAGGCCACAGCACCGAUGUCAUCGACAUGCGGGUGAUGAAUUACGAGCUCCCCUUCSACAACCCCAACGGCGGAAAAUGGACGCAGGGCUGGGACGUGAAACCGGUCGAGCUCAAAAAGUCCAAGCCCCUAAAGAUUUUCGUCGUUCCCCACUCCCACUGCGAUCCGGGUUGGAUCAAGACCUUCGACGACUACUUCCAGUCGCAAACCCGACAGAUCCUCACCACGGUGUUCGAGUCGCUCGUCAAAGACCCGAACCGGAAAUUCAUCUGGGCGGAGAUCUCUUAUUUCGAGUGGUGGUGGAGGGAGCAGGACGAAUCCACCAAGGAAAGUUUCCGGCGGCUCUUGCAAAACAAACAAUUCGAGUUUGUGACCGGGGGAUGGGUCCAGCCCGAUGAGGCCAACACCCAGCUGUACGCGAUGGAAAUCCAGCUAGAGGAAGGGCACGAUUUUAUACGAGAAACAUUUGGAGAACAAUACAUUCCCAAAUACGGGUGGUCCAUCGAUCCCUUUGGGUAUAGCCCAACUAUGGCCUACCUCCUUAAAAAACACGGCUUCGAGGCCAUGCUCAUCCAGCGGGUCCACUAUGCCGUCAAGAAGGAAUUGGCCCUWCACAAGAACCUGGAAUUCAUGUGGCGGCAAACCUGGGACGAGACAGGGGAAUUCGACAUUUUCACCCACGUCAUGCCCUUUUAUUCGUACGAUAUUCCUCACACGUGUGGGCCGGACCCAUCCGUGUGCUGCCAGUUUGAUUUCACCCGCGUAAUGCAUCCCCAUGAGGUUAAGUACGUAGCGAAGUGCCCMUGGAAMAUCGACGCCCAACGCAUCACGGAGGAUAACCUGGAGGAGCGCUCGAUGCUGCUGCUGGAUCAGUACCGCAAGAAGGCCAAUCUKUACCGGACCAACGUCGUGCUCGCACCGCUCGGGGAUGAUUUCCGCUACCAGGGCACCGUUGAGGCCRACCURCAGUUCGAGAACUAUCAAAAGAUCUUCGAUUAUAUCAACGCCGAGGUCGACAACGUCGAGAUAUCCUUUGGGACGCUGUCGGAAUACUUCAAAACCGUAAUGGCAGAGAGGCCAUUUUCGCCGCCCCUUCUCAAGGGGAGCUUCUUUACCUACGCGGACCGUGAGGAAGACUACUGGUCUGGUUAUUUCACCAGCCGCAUCUUCGACAAGGCCCUCGAUCGAAAACUAGAGCGCGUUCUGUACGCGGCUUCCUCCAUGGGUGCCACCAAGAAACAGAUGAUGGAACCCCGGCGGGCCCUGAGCCUGUUCCAGCAUCACGACGGUGUCACUGGCACCGCCACGGUAGCGGUAGUGGAGGACUACGCCAAGAGGAUCCACGGGGCCAUUGCCUUCGUCCAGGACUGGAUCCGGAAGAAUUUGCCAGCGGGGGCGGAAUCUAAGCUUCUCUCGGAGAAGGCGGGUCUCGAGGCCUGCUGGCAAUCGACGGCCCCCCGCGGYCUGAGCCAGAACCUUUGCGAAAAGGAAGGAGGAGGAAACUCGAACAUUAUCGUCUACAACCCGCUAUUGACGGAUCAAUCCUGUGGGUCGGUGGUGGUUCCGGGGCGAACCAUCGCCCACGCCACCCUGCCAUGCGAAACGCCCGGGCCGCUGCCACCGCCUGAGGUCGAAAGCGGAGAUCACCAGCAACCGUCGGGGAUCAAGUUUGAUCCCAACACCGGUCUGAUGCUGUAUCCGGUUCGCGAGGAAUGGAUGGUGUGGAAGGUUACGCAGGGCGGGGCCUACCUGUUCUUCCCCGGAGAACUGGGAUCCUACAACGAGCUCGACCUGGACAUUCGGGAGGGUGGCAGCAUCGUGAUCACGAAGCAYUGGAAGCGAACCGUCGUKGAACGAAAGCUGUCAAAGAACGAGAGCGGUGGCUUUGGUGGGGUGGCCAUCGAUUUCGUCUACGAGACCAAUUUGCAGACGAGCAACGAGGAAUGGUUUGCGCGGUUUACCUCCCCCGACAUCAAAAACCAGGGGAUCUUCCACACCGAUCUGAACGGGUACAACUUCGACACCCACCACUUUCGGAGCGACAUGCCCAUCCAGUCACAGGUCUUCCCCAUGCCGACCCUUGCGUCGAUCGAGGACUCGAACAAGCGCAUGACGGUCCUCUCCGAACACGCGCARGGUGCGGCCUCGCUCGAAGAAAGCGCCAUCGACGUCUGGCUGGACCGGCGGCUGGCCCAGGACGACGGACGUGGACUGGAAUCCGGCGUCAUGGAUAACGUCCCGACCCGGACACGGCUGCGGGUGGUACUCGAGGAGAGAACACCGGAAGCGAGCAAGGCUAAGGAAUUCGAGAUCACUCCCUUUUGCAAGCUGCAGUGGAAGGAACUGAACCACCCGCUGGAACUAUUUGGCACCACCGGGGACGACGAAACGAUCCCCUCCAUCGAGCUAGCCUCGGUCGAGACGCGAAAGGCCCAACACAAAAAGGGCAUGAUCGGCUCCGAUUACGUCGGCCACGAGCACGURCMGAGCCCCGGGGAUUCUCCCCCCGGCGGCUCUUGCCGCAUCUCGGCGGUGUACAUGGUCCACGACCGCGUGGAGUACCUGAAGCRGGCCAUGGACAGCCUUCGCGACUCGGACUACCCCAAGGACGCACCGGUCGUGAUAUCCCACGACGGCCACGUCCGAGAGAUGGUCGACUACGUGGAAAGCCUCAAGCAGGAGUUCAACAUCGUCCAGAUCUUUCACCCCUACUCGUGUGCGGAACACCCCAACGAAUUCCCRAUGGACGACCCCAAGCUGAACGAGAACUUCGAGGGGGAUACCUACGGGAAUCCACGGGACGGCAAGAUCACCUGCUGCAAGCACCACUUUUCCUGGCUGAUCAAUACCGUCUUUGACAUGGAGGAAACCAAGGACGCGGACGGGUUUUUGUUCCUGGAGGAAGACUACAUCGUCGCCCCGACCGUCUACCAGACCAUCCAGAAGGGCUUUGCCUACAUCGACACCAAGAACCGGCGGGACGACUUCUUCGGCAUCGGUCUCGAUCCGAGCAACGGGUACGCCUACGUGGUUCCCAAGGGCGUUGACUGGGUCGAGUCCARGUUCGUGACGGGGCCGGUGGUGAUACGGCGGGAGAUCUUCUCCCGGAUCAGGGCGCACGCGAAAGAGUUUUGCACCUGGGACGACUACAACUGGGACUGGUCCAUCGUCCACCUKAUGGCCAUGGAAUACAUCCCCUUCCGGGUCCUGGUGCCGACCACCCUCCAGGCGGCCCACAUCGGCCUCGAGGGGGGAAUGCACGAGCACGAGGGGGACRGCAUCRRCGAGAAGCAGCUGGAGCUCAUGCRGCGGUACUUCCCGGACGAGGGGGGCCUGAAGGCCUUCCAUGCCGACGUCGGGGUCCCGCACAUYCAGCGGAUCCGCCCCCCGGAGGUCAAGACCAAGGGCUUUGGGGGCUGGGGCCACCCGGCCGACCACGAGCACUGCAUCAAGGUCUUUGAGGGAGCGCGGUAGCGGCAGCAAACGAAYUUCUCGAUCGUUCGACCCAAGGAGCGUACGAAUCCAUCCGUUAUGGUUCCAUCGAUUUUUGCUCACGAAAACGACUAUUGAAAAACC